AUGAGGAAAUGCACCAUGAAUAAAAUGAAGAAACAUUAUCUUGGAAUUUGUUUCUUAAUUUCUAUAGCAAUAAAUAUAAUAUCUAGUAUAUACAUAUAUUAUGCAGUUGAUGGUCCGUGGGGAGAGAAGAAUCGGGAGAUUAACUGCCAGUCGUCGUUAACGUGGAGUCUGAAAGCAGCUGAGGAGGCGGAAGCGGUUGCAGCAAUCUCAUGCUCCGGCCAUGGUAGAGCCUUCCUUGACGGUUCGAUUUCUGGCGGUCAACCUGUUUGUGAAUGCUAUAGUUGUUAUGGCGGCACUGAUUGCUCUGAAUUAUCUCCUGGAUGUGCUGCUAAUGCUGAUAGUGGGGAUCCACUAUAUCUUGAGCCAUUUUGGAUGCAAAAUGCAGCCGAUACUGCUGUCGUCAUAUCGGGGUGGCAUCGUAUGAGUUACCACCCUAUAAUGUCAACAGAGCUCGACAAGUACAUCCGUAAGCUGCAUUCCAUUGUUGGGAAUGCAAUUACUCAAGACCGACAUAUUGUCUUCGGUGUUGGGUCAUCCCAACUUUUAAGUGCAGUUGUUUACGCUCUUUCCUCUACAACCUCUUCUUCACCUUCCAGCGUCCUAGCUUCCAUACCGUUCUACUACUUGUACAAGGAUCAAACGGUAUUAUUUAAUUCAAAGAACUUCCGGUUUGAAGGAGACGCUAAGUUAUGGCAAUCAAAUAACUCGAUAAAUAACAAGGAUGUGGUUGAAUUUGUAACUUCACCAAACAAUCCAGAUGGUGAGUUGAGGAAGUCGGUUCUUAGAGGGAAGACGAUAUAUGAUCACGCAAAUUUUUGGCCACAGUUCACACCUAUCCCCGGCCCUUCAGAUCAGGAUCUCAUGAUUUUUAGUCUUGCUAAGCUCACAGGUCAUGCCGGUAUACGUUUUGGGUGGGCAAUUAUAAAAGACAAAGAUGUAUAUGAAAAGGUUUUAAAGUAUAUCUGCUUGGCUAAUGGGGGGAUCUCAAAGGACACUCAACUUAGAGUUUUAAAGGUUCUAAAGGUUGCAAUUAAAGAAGGUGGAACCGUUUUUGAAUUUUCAUAUAACAAAAUGAGGGAUCGUUGGGAUAGAUUGACUCCAAUCUUCUCAAAGUCAACAAGAUUUUCUAUUCAGCAAAGACAUCCUUCACACUGCAAUUUCUUUCACAAAACUAGGCUACCAUCUCCAGCAUAUGCAUGGGUAAAAUGUGAAAGAGAAGAAGACACUGAUUGUGGUGAAGUGUUGAAAAGAAACAUCAUAGGCACUAGUGGAAGUAGCUUUAGCGCCGAAGAUCGUCACACACGACUUAGUCUCAUUACAAGUCAAGAUGACUUUGAAUUACUUUUGCAACGACUCACUGAGCUGGUGUCUUUUGAAAGUGGUAGCAUAGAGAGAAGAUUUGUUUUCCUGCUUGAGAAAAAAAGUGAACGGUGGCGAGUUGCUUUAGAAGGUAAAGGCUUAAGAUUUAGACAUUCAAAGACCGAGUACGGUGAUUUUAGUGGAAAAGUCAACCGCGGAGAUACUCAAAUCACCGUUGGUGGUCAAGUGGUGCCACAGGUUACUAGGAGGAAAGCAGCCGCUAGGGUAUUGUGUGACAGGAGGUUCCCAACUAAAUUAAUGGGAAAAUUUUAUAAGGUUGCAGUUAGACCUGCUAUGUUAUAUGGAACGGAUUGUUGGGCUAUCAAAAGGACGCAGACAUGCAAGAUGGAGGUGGCAGAAAUGAGGAUGCUACGGUGGAUGUGUGGGCACACAUGGCUAGAGCGUAUGAGAAAUGAGGUUUUUAGGGAAAGACUAGGGGUGGCUAGUAUAUCAAGUAAGAUUAAGGAGGGGAGAUUGAGAUGGGUUGAGCACGUGAAGAGGAGGCCGGUGACGGCACCGGUUAGACCAGUGGGCGCCCUUUGUGUAGAGGGUAGGAGGAGCAGAGGAAGGCCCAAGCUAAUUUGGGAGGAGCGGAUUAUGCAAGAUUUGCUAGAGUUGCACCUUUCUGAGGACAUGGUACAUGAUAGGAGUUCGUGGAGACGUAGGAUUAAGGUUAAGGAUUUUUAG
This is a messenger RNA of Helianthus annuus (common sunflower), 2046 nucleotides long. RefSeq names its product tryptophan aminotransferase-related protein 3. Gene Ontology annotation, biological process: amino acid metabolic process. Gene Ontology annotation, molecular function: carbon-sulfur lyase activity; transaminase activity. The record is from RefSeq and is a predicted model, not a curated record. NCBI's taxonomy places the organism in Eukaryota, Viridiplantae, Streptophyta, Magnoliopsida, Asterales, Asteraceae.